Messenger RNA from Daphnia carinata, 1771 nucleotides. RefSeq lists its product as uncharacterized. The record is from RefSeq and is a predicted model, not a curated record. The transcript has 4 exons. NCBI's taxonomy places the organism in Eukaryota, Metazoa, Arthropoda, Branchiopoda, Diplostraca, Daphniidae. The coding region runs from base 85 to 1533 and encodes 482 amino acids.
AGUAUUUUUUCCAUCAUCCAUCAGUUGGUUCUUGGGUUGUUGACCGAGUGUGUUGUACCCAUCGCGAGCUGUGCCAGUCAAAGAAUGCGGAAAGCACAUUUUUCAUGGCCGGCAGCGCUCAUCAUUUGUUUGGCUAUUGUAGAGAUGUGCCUCGCCGAUAGGGAUUCGUGCGAUAUUGAAGAUCCGACGCUCAAGAAGCUCUGCCGCAAAGUCGAGAGCCAAGAAAAGUACCAAGAGAAAUGGGUAGCCACCAAUUUCAAAGCGGAAAUGGUGUUUCGAUGGUACAACGCUAACAAAGACUGGCUCACAGCUACGCGACUCCCUCGUAUGAUGAAACGUUUACUGCGGCGGGCUAACGCUCUCAACCCGAGCGAAAAUGAUGAUUUUGCUGAUGAACAGCCGGUCGAGGCCAGUGCACCACCUGCGGCCGUAUCUGCUGAAUUGGCUGCCAAACUGGAACAAAUGACGUUGAAACUUGGACAAAUGGCCGUCCAGUUGAAUCAGACUCAAACGCAAUUGAGGCAGAUACAACAGGCGAAUCGUAGAACGGAAGCGGCCUCGGCCAAUCGAAUGGACGAUUUGAAUACUAUCGAAAUCAGGGUCAACGCCUCUUUGGCGGCCCAGCAGGAACGGCUCAAAAUUCAAAACAACAUGACCGAUGAAUCUCUCCGGCUGAUCAUUUCAAGUGGCGAACAGAUGGCCACCCGGCUCUCCAAAACCGAGAAAACGUUACAGACACUUAAGAACAAUGCGGCCAAUUGCAGUUGUACGCCUGCUAAGCCGAUGCCUGUUGUUAAAAACAUGUCCAAACCUGAAGACAAGAUUCAAGAUGAAUCGGGGAAAAAUUCAGAAAGAGAAGAGGUCUUCAAAUUCCAGCAAGAUAUGGAACGCCAAGUGGAGGAGUUGAAAAUGAAACUGCAAUUGACGGCUAGCGAUCUGGAAAGAUCUAUUAAUUCUAUACACGCACAGAGCGAAGGGGCGUUACGUAAUUUCAGUUCGGUCUACCAGGAAGGCAUGAAAUCGUUGGCCAGCGUGUUGGAAGAUAAGGUGUCCCUGGCGUCCACGUCGUCCUAUGAUGUCAUCACUAACGCCACACUGGCGUUCGGUGAAGAUCUGCAGAUACUGCGACAGGCAGUCUCUUCUUCAACAGCCCAGAUUCAAUUCCUCAUUGGUCAGGACAUGAAAUCAGUUCGUGGAAUAGAAGAACUGAGAACGGGGGCACGUCGGCACGAGUCCAAUAUUCAGUUAUUGACUACACAACUGGGAGAGUUUAGGCUUCUCGUUCAAGAUCAGAUGAACAACAUUCGAACUCACUUCUCGCAGACGGUCAACGAAUUUUACCAGAAAAUUGUUGACCGGCAAAAUGCCAUGGGCUAUCGUUUGAGCUCGGUCGUAGACGAGCUAUCUGCUAUCAAAGGAAAAGUUCGCAACAUCCCGCUCGUGGCGACAGCUGGAGUAAACGACCAGGGCGGAGCCGUUGAUAAUGAUGAUGAUGAUCCAUUGCUCAGCCCUCCAUCUUUAGAUUCCCGCUGAAAGAUAUUUUUGCCCACGUUUUCUUUCUAUAUUUGUUUGUUUUUUUUCCCUUUUUUGUAUUUCUUUGAAUUUAUUUUCCCUGCCGUUUGCAACCGUCGGUAAACACCAGCGUGAUGUUGAUUUUGACCAUUAGAUGGCAGUUGACAUUGAGUGACCGAUCCCAUUUCUAAAUAAACAGAAAAAUGGUUUUUUGAUAUUAAUAAUAACAUUAGGGAAUAAAUCGCUUACACCAAUUGAA